Cucurbita moschata (crookneck pumpkin) is the source of this 2278-nucleotide messenger RNA. Its product is annotated as pentatricopeptide repeat-containing protein At1g08070, chloroplastic. Gene Ontology annotation, biological process: RNA modification. The record is from RefSeq and is a predicted model, not a curated record. The transcript has a single exon. The coding region runs from base 22 to 2217 and encodes 731 amino acids. NCBI's taxonomy places the organism in Eukaryota, Viridiplantae, Streptophyta, Magnoliopsida, Cucurbitales, Cucurbitaceae. Gene Ontology annotation, molecular function: zinc ion binding; RNA binding; protein binding.
CGGCCUUCGUAGCGCCCAAAAAUGGCGACUUCUGCUCCUUCACUGGUACUUUCACCCACCUCUCCUUCUUCCGACCCGCCUUAUAGGCUCCUUCAAGAUCACCCAUCUCUCAAGCUUAUCUCCAAAUGCCGAAGCAUUCGAACUCUCAGACAAAUCCACGCUCAGAUCAUCAAGACUGGCCUCCACAACACUCAGUUUGCCCUCAGCAAGCUCAUCGAGUUUUCCGCUGUUUCGCGCUAUGCUGAUAUCUCUUAUGCUGUUUCUCUAUUUAAUUCCAUUGAAGAGCCCAAUUUAUUCAUUUGGAAUUCGAUGAUUCGAGGGCUUUCGAUUAGUCUAUCGCCCGUUCUGGCCUUGGUUUUCUUUGUCAGAAUGAUUCAUGCCGGGGUAGAGCCGAAUUCUUACACUUUUCCUUUUCUUUUGAAGUCUUGUGCUAAGCUUGCCUCUGCCCGUGAAGGGAAACAGAUUCAUGCGCAUGUUUUGAAGCUUGGGUUCGUGUCUGAUGUGUUCAUUCAUACUUCGCUUAUCAAUAUGUAUGCGCAGAGCGGUGAAAUAAAUUAUGCCCAAUUGGUUUUUGAUCAAAGUAAUUUCAGGGAUGCAAUUUCUUUCACUGCACUAAUCGCUGGUUAUGUGUUGUGGGGUUAUAUGGAUCGCGCUCGGAAACUGUUCGAUGAAAUGCCUGUUAGAGAUGUGGUGUCCUGGAAUGCUAUGAUUGCUGGAUAUGCACAAACUGGUAGAUCCAAAGAGGCGUUGUUGUUGUUUGAAGAAAUGAGGAAAGCAAAUGUCCCCCCAAAUGAGAGUACUAUUGUCUCCGUUCUUUCUGCUUGUGCUCAGUCAAAUGCUCUGGAUUUAGGAAAUUCGAUGCGCUCUUGGAUUGAAGAUCGCGGGCUUUGUUCGAAUCUUAAGCUUGUAAAUGCCCUUAUUGACAUGUAUUCAAAGUGUGGUGAUCUUCAGACUGCUCGUGAGUUGUUUGAUGAAAUGCCUGAAAGGGAUGUGAUCUCAUGGAAUGUUAUGAUCGGCGGUUACACUCACAUGUGCAGCUAUAAAGAAGCCUUGGCAUUAUUCCGCGAGAUGCUAGCCUCAGGUAUUGAGCCCACUGACAUCACCUUCCUUAACGUUCUUCCGUCUUGUGCUUGUUUAGGUGCCAUUGACGUCGGUAAGUGGAUACAUGCUUAUAUAAACAAAAACUUCAACUCAGCCAGUACAUCUCUGUGGACGAGUCUGAUAGAUAUGUAUGCUAAAUGCGGUAAUAUAGAUGCGGCAAGACAGGUCUUUAAUGGUAUGAAUUUCAAAAGCUUGGCUUCUUGGAAUGCCAUGAUAUGUGGGCUAGCAAUGCAUGGACAAGCAAAUGAAGCUCUUGAGCUUUUCUCAAAAAUGUCUAGUGAUGGAAUUGAACCAAAUGAGAUAACCUUUGUUGGUGUUUUAUCUGCUUGUAAACAUGCUGGUUUUGUUGAUCUCGGACGCCUAUUUUUCAGCUCUAUGAUUCAAGACUAUAAGAUAUCUCCAAAAUCCCAACAUUAUGGAUGCAUGAUAGAUCUUCUUGGGCGAGCUGGGUUGUUUGAGGAAGCAGAGUCCUUAAUACAAAACAUGGAAAUGAAACCAGAUGGAGCCAUUUGGGGUUCCCUUCUUGGGGCAUGUAGAGACCAUGGACGAGUCGAGUUAGGAGAAAUAGUUGCCGAACGUCUUUUCGAACUCGAGCCAGAUAAUCCUGGAGCUUAUGUGCUUUUAUCCAACAUAUAUGCAGGGGCUGGUAAAUGGGAUGAUGUUGCAAGAAUAAGAACAAAAUUGAACGACAAGGGAAUGAAGAAAGUUCCUGGUUGUACCACCAUCGAAGUCGAUAACGUCGUUCAUGAGUUCCUGGUCGGGGACAAAGUUCAUCUGCAAAGUGAAAACAUUUACAAGAUGCUGGAAGAAGUAGACAGACAAUUAAAGGAGUUCGGAUUUGUACCAGAUACAUCCGAGGUACUGUAUGACAUGGAUGAAGAAUGGAAAGAAGGAGCUCUAAGCCACCAUAGUGAGAAAUUAGCGAUUGCUUUUGGAUUGAUAAGUACAAAACCAGGUACACCAAUUACAAUCAUUAAAAAUCUUCGUGUCUGUCGUAAUUGUCAUGCUGCCACAAAGCUAAUAUCUAAGAUAUUCAAUAGAGAGAUUAUUGCUAGAGAUAGGAACCGUUUUCAUCACUUCAAAGAUGGUUCUUGCUCAUGUAAUGACUAUUGGUGAAUGAUUUACAUAAUCUUGUGAUACUUGUCUGAAGCAGAUCUGUUUCUAUGUUGGAAUGAAA